CCUCAGUACGAUGGCCGCUUCAGAGACGCAGCUCUAUGUGGACAAGCAUGUCGCAUACAUCAAGUCCUUGGGAGAUAACAAGGAUGACCUGACAUACCAUAUGACGGCGCACCUGCGCAUGAACGCGAUCUACUGGGGUCUGACUGCGUUAUGUAUAAUGGGACACAAAGAGGCUCUGGACAGGGAGGAGAUGAUUGACUUUGUGAUGAGCUGCUGGGACGACGAGGCAGGAGGCUUUGGCGCCCAUCCCGACCAUGACGCCCAUCUCCUCGCGACUACGAGUGCCAUCCAGAUCCUAGUCACCCAUGACGCGCUAGAUCGCGUGGAUAAAGCGAGAGUUGCUAGACUGGUUAUUCUAUCACUCCAACAACCGUCUGGUGUCUUUGCUGGCGACUCUUUCGGCGAGAUCGACACGCGAUUUUCCUACUGCGCUGUCAACUCGCUAUCGCUCCUUGGUUGCUUGUCCGACUUGGACGUGGAGAAGACAGUCUCAUAUAUCCGUGCGUGCAGAAACUAUGACGGAGGCUUCGGAAACUGCAUCGGCGCUGAGACCCAUGCGGGUCAAGUGUUCGUGUGCGUCGCCGCACUGGCGAUAUUAGAUCGGCUGGACGAGGUGGACCACGAGACAUUGGGAUGGUGGUUGGCAGAACGCCAGCUUCCAAAUGGCGGACUGAAUGGCAGGCCAGAAAAGCUUGAGGAUGUCUGUUACAGUUUCUGGUGCUUAUCAGCGAUGUCUAUACUGGAUAAGCUGUCGUGGAUCGACUCGGACAAGCUGAUUUCCUUCGUCUUAUCUGCCCAAGAUUCCGAAGGUGGAGGGAUCGCUGAUAGGCCGGGAGAUAUGGUGGAUGUUUUCCACACUCAUUUCGGCAUUGCUGGUCUAUCCUUACUGGGAUAUCCGGGGUUAAUCGACCUCGAUCCUGUGUAUUGCAUGCCUGCACACAUAAUAGAAGCGAUGGGCUUACGGAAGGGGUGGAAAGCCUUGCCCCGUAGGAAAACGUGAUUCUCUGGUACUUAUCUCCACCCGGUCUCUUUACAGUUCGUACUGGUAUCUGCAAUCCAUAAAUUCGCUCCUGUAAAUAUCUAUAAGAUCAAUGUAUUUAAUUCUCC
Messenger RNA from Gloeophyllum trabeum ATCC 11539, 1107 nucleotides. Its product is annotated as terpenoid cyclases/Protein prenyltransferase. Gene Ontology annotation, biological process: protein geranylgeranylation. The transcript has 9 exons. Bases 11 to 1000 code for a protein of 329 amino acids. Lineage: Eukaryota; Fungi; Basidiomycota; Agaricomycetes; Gloeophyllales; Gloeophyllaceae. Gene Ontology annotation, cellular component: Rab-protein geranylgeranyltransferase complex. Gene Ontology annotation, molecular function: Rab geranylgeranyltransferase activity. The record is from RefSeq and is a predicted model, not a curated record.